AUGCCCUGGGAGCCGGGAAGACCCGGCUCUGGACCUGGUGGUCCUGGUUCCCCGGGCUCUCCAUCCAAUCCCCGCUCCCCUGGAUUCCCAGGAUGGCCCACAUCCCCAGGCGGUCCCUGGGGUCCGGGUUUCCCCGGAGGCCCCGCCGGACACGGAGAGCACGGGGGCGGAGUCACGAGAUCACACGGUUGCUGUGGCGGUUUUCCAGGAUUACCCGUUCCACCGGCCGCAUGUCUUCCAUAUCAGAACAACACUGUUCUGUACGCAUAUUCAACUGAUAUCGACUAUGAUACAUUUCAUGGCGGUGCUAAUAUUAUGGUCACAUAUGCUAAUAAGUAUACAACAAUGGCAAAUGUUCGAUUCGAUACGAAACAGGAAGAGGAGAUUGAAUAUCACUCGGAUAAAAAAAGUUUGGAAAAUUCUUUAAAUUCCCACGUACCCGAUCCAUCACUUGGAUAUGGAAACAAAGAAACUGGAAGCAAUUUGUACACUGUUUUAAAGAAGUUUCUCAAUAAUGGCGAGGUUUCAUUAUGUGGAGCCCAUGUGUUCAUAGCUGUAAAACGGUACCCAGAUGAGUCUGAUGUAUUAGAUAUAAUCACCCAACUACGAUCCAAUCAUGUGAUGGUGUACAUUGGUGUGGACAGUAUCUCAUCGGGCGGUUCCAAUUCUGCUUCACUAUAUGCAGUGUCAUAUCAAACGAAUGGAUACUGUCUGUUUGCCACCGGCAAUGAUCUUUGGAAUGCUUUUCAUUCGAUGGUCGAAACACUUAUCUUCCCUUACCAGUUUCUUGCUCAAAACUUUCUGGUUUCUGGAUCGGGCCGAAUCGAAAUACCGACAUUCAAAACUCCAACACCACCGGGUCAUACAAACUACGGUUUAGUUGCAAUGACUAUUCAAAACCACACACUUGACAGUUCAUAUGUAUCCAUGAAUUAUACAAUUGAGAGCACUGAUGGAUCUUACGUUUAUGAAUUUCCGAGUGACGACCUUCUGCCUCUUUUUGGAACUGCACAAACAGAUUUGCUGAAAUUGACCGGAUCCCUCUUGUACAAAUGGACAAUUGACUACCAUUACAAUACAGAUGAACCACAAAUCAUUGAAUGCAGAAUGUAUAGCGAUGAUUAUAACGACUUCCUUCCACUGCCACCUUCUGUAUAA
Caenorhabditis remanei is the source of this 1158-nucleotide messenger RNA. RefSeq lists its product as uncharacterized. The record is from RefSeq and is a predicted model, not a curated record. NCBI's taxonomy places the organism in Eukaryota, Metazoa, Nematoda, Chromadorea, Rhabditida, Rhabditidae. Gene Ontology annotation, biological process: innate immune response. The transcript is spliced from 7 exons. The coding region runs from base 1 to 1158 and encodes 385 amino acids.